UUCUUCGUCGGGGCAUCGAGAUCCUGCUGUCUCCACCCCGUCCUUUCAGGAUGAGUACUGAAGACUCAAAAGACAUGCUGAAGAAUGCGGACUGGAAGACAGUGAGUGGUUCAGUGACCACCGAGUCAAGCCAGCCGGUUGUCAAGAAGCGUCUUCCGAAGAAAAUCAGACAAGUCCCUGAGUGUUACUUUCUGCCUCGACGAUCUUUGCCUUCUGCAUUGGCUAUCUAUGGUGCUAUUUGUGUUGCUGGAGUUGGUGCAGGGAUGUUGGUUGAGGUUUGGAUUAACAAGAAGAUCAAAGAGGAUGGUGGUGUUGUCUGGGAGAUGGGCAAAUGAUGUUCCUGCACUUUGAUUGGUAACAAUCUGUUUUGUCAAAACAUGUACUCACUCUGCUUCACUUCUGCUGCUUAAGCUGUAUUAUGGAAAUUAGCAUGAGAAAUUCUGUUGUUCCGGUCUAACUUUCUACUUCCUGGCCAAAGCCACCAAACUAUGUUUUCCAAUGA
Molecule: messenger RNA, 502 nt
Organism: Lolium rigidum
Lineage: Eukaryota; Viridiplantae; Streptophyta; Magnoliopsida; Poales; Poaceae
Exons: 3
Coding region: 51-335 (94 amino acids)
Source: RefSeq, a predicted model, not a curated record